Xyrichtys novacula (pearly razorfish) is the source of this 10507-nucleotide messenger RNA. The record is from the annotation of a GenBank genome assembly. NCBI's taxonomy places the organism in Eukaryota, Metazoa, Chordata, Actinopteri, Labriformes, Labridae.
GCCCCACCAGACAGUGACGUCACCCCUCAGCUAGACGGACUGUAGGAAGCUUCAGAGCCGUUGUUGACAUUUUGUUUUGGUCGAAUUUGUCGGGGUUUGUUGGACCUAACAUCGAAAUUAUCCGCUGAUUUAGAAGCCCACCUGUCGACUCUAUCAUCACGCCUCAGUGCGGGGAUCCAGCAAACAUGAAAUGGAUGUUUAAAGAGGACCAUUCCCUCGGUAAAGGGGCUAGGACUGUUAUGAAACAUGAGAUGUUGUCAUGUCAUGCACCCUCUUCUCUGCUCUGCUCUCUCCGCGUCGAUCUUUGCCAUAUCAUUUCCAUAGGUGCAGACAUGCAUGCUUUUUUUUACACCCAUCGUACCCCACUCAUUUUAAAGAGGGGUAGUUAACGCUGUGUGGCUUUAGACUCAUGCUAACAUGUUCCUCCUGAAUGUGAAAUGACUGCAGGCAGAAUCACCGUGGUAACCUUUGACAUUGCUGAUACAUGGUUAGUGUUUCUUCCUGACUCAGGGGAUUUAUAAGGAGGCAUUUCAUUGAAGGCUGCUCUUAUUGUACACAGCCUGUCUUAAAUUUAACUCCUUAUCAAAAAAGGUAAAAAAUGCCAGAGACGUGUCAUAUCUUGGUUAAGUGAAGUGGUGACCUGGGCUCAAAUACCUUCUUGAUAGCGUAUCUUACUUUUUUUCUUCUUUCUUUCUUUUUUUUUUCUCCACAUAGUUUUAUACCCUGAGGUUUAGACCCCCUGUCUAGGCUGUAGUUAUGUGUCACUGAGACAGGGGCAGAUUCAAUAGGGGGUAACAGUCUGGGCCCUCCUUGCAACCACUUGGCCACCCCAAAUCCUUUCAUUUGCUUUUUUACUUUGUCAACAAGAAGUCUUGCUGGGUUGAAACUAGCUUCUUAGUUGCUGUCUUUGCAUCUCAAUAUAGUGCAUUGACUUGGUUUAAUACAUUGAAUGAUGACAUACAUAAGCUAAACUGCAUUUUGAGGUUAAAACUUUUAUUUGUGUCUGCAUUGUUAUAUUAUGAUGUACUUAAAGUUAAAGAAAAAGAAUCACAGGGGAAUGUCUCAUCUCAUAUUAUUACAUCUCAUAGCAGAUGUCUUAAUUUUAGAUGUUGUUCUCUCAAAAACAUCAUUAUUACUCAGUUUUGGUUGUUUCUUUACACUUUACAGCCGAAACUCAAACUUUAACGAUAAGAUACUACACAAUACCAUAUGAUGUAACACAGUUUCGUAUGAUAAUAUGAUAUACUUUGUUUUGAAACUAUGCCCCAGAUUAUAAUCCUUUAUAAUCCUACUCUCUAUGUUGUUGUGUAAACUAAUGAUACAGGGAUCCUGUAAAAACUGAGAAAUCUCAACCCCAUUUUCACGUGUCAUGCUCUGGGUCAUAUUUUCUUGCUGCUCUGCUAAAGAGCUCUGUUAUGUGCUUGCCUGCCAUGUUCUUCAGUGGUGUUUUAACUACAUUUAACAAGUUAAACCUCUAACCACUGUCCAGGCAUUCACACUCCAGGGUCUCCGGUUAUUUUUUGUGGAUCAGCAUACAGCUGGAUCCUUUUCACAAUGUUGCCAUGGAAAUGCAGUUAACUUUUUAAAUGUACAGGCAAAGACUCUUUUCCUUAAAUGAGGCUGUUCUGGUCUAAACGGGACAUUGGUAGACAGUUAACAUUAGUGGAAAUCAGAGGGUUGAUAAAUGCAAUCCAUUUGUGUGUAUUCACAAAGACUCAAAUCUACCUAAAUGCAUGUCAGUGACCCAGUUACACCACCCCCAUCAAAGAGCGUUAAAGAGUCUGGAUCUGCCUCUGCAGCAGGAAUUUCAAACAAAACAAAUAGUAGAAGCAGAACAUUUGACUUUAAGUAGCUGCGAGCUUAGACUGUCAAUUCACUGACAUGAACAGUGAUAUUUUUGUUAUUUGCAUUUAUUAUUGUUUAAGGUGUUUGGAGAGAGUUCCAAAAGUGCUGAGGUGGAGCUGAGCAACCGACAUGUCUUUCACUUAGCUCCUUAUUUUCUGCAGCUUCUGGAUUCAUCCUCUCUCCAGAUAACCUCAAGACUCUUUUUUAACGCUGCUUGUAGAGGUGUUUCCAAAAGUAGGCCUCUUAUCUGGGCUAAUGAAAGCUUGUGACAUGCUGAACCUCAAUGGAUCCACUACAUUUUAUCACCCGUCACCCCACCCUUCCCUUCUCUGGCCUCUGCUCAGUGUCUGCUUGCCGCAUCUGGUCCUGCUCUCUAAGUAUACUGCAGAAUGAUGCACUUUAACAACCCAGAGUUUAAUAGUAAAGACUGUUGAACCGGUUUGAUCAUUAGUUUACAUCCCCCACAAAAAUGUCUGAGGAUGAUCCCACUUUUACUUGACAAAGUAUACAUGGAGCAUCACUGUGUUUUCCAGGCCUGUAUCAGUCUCUCUGCUGUUGUCGAUCCUGCAUAUGGAUCACUAUGUCAGACAAGGCUUUCCUGCAUUUGGCAGUAAGACACAAGAGGCGACUAAGAGGCUUCAAUCAACCCUUUAAUCUCUAACUUCCUGUUUGUUUCUUGUGUCGUCCUCAGAGCACCGAUGUGUGGAGUCAGCCAAAAUACGAAACAAGUAUCCUGACAGAGUACCGGUGAGUAAGGGGGGUGGUGUUUUCAGUAAUGGAGUGGAGUCUGAACAGGCUGGGGUAGAGGGACAGAAAGGGAUAAUGAGUGAGUGACUGUCCACACAUCACUGUGAAUGGCAGUGGUGUGUGUGAAAGAGGAGAAAAAUGAGUGUGAGACUGUCUUAAAAUUUCUUAAAAUCCAUGUACUGUCUGAAAAAAAAACUGGGUCAAUCAACACAAUAAUAAUAGACACAAUUUGAAACACCAAGAGACUUUAUGGACAAUUUAGAUGUUUUUUUCUACAUUUUCGACGUUAAAUUUGCCUUCUUGACCUAUUUUUAAUCACCUGUAUCUCUUGACCACCUCAAACUCAAAGCUAUAGAGGUACGUUUUAGCCAGAUGAAUCCAAAUAUACCCACUGAUCCCUUUGCUAUCGAGUAACUACAAAGUAAAGUGUAUUCCACAAUGACAGGAAUAUGUCUUUUUCACAGUUGUUUAACAAGACAAAAAUGAUUUGUGAAGAUAACAUAAGUGUUUAUACAACUGUUUGCAGAAUCUAUUAGUCACAAAUGAAGAGCGACAUAUUAGAUACAUGCAGCUAUAUGACCAUGGGUGCUAACUGUAUAGUCACUUGGUAAUAAUAUGUGGUUGAUAAUUUGCAAACAUAAACAAAACCACCCCCAUUCUUCAACACCUCUGAAAAGUGCGAGGACAGCUUUGCAUGCCAGCAGGAAGCUUUUUCGAGUAGCACUCCCGGAGACUGACACCUCAGGUCAGGGUGCAUACAGAGAGGGAUGUAGGGUGUUAAACAGCCUGCUACUAGGAAAUGCUACCCUAAACCUUUUGUGUGCCAGGUAAACCGAAUCCCUUUUAUCUAGUUUCUGCAUCCCCCACCUGUUUAAGGGAAGACUGCUGGGAGGAAAAGGAAACAUUGUCAGUUCAGACAAUUCAGAGUCUUAAUUAUCUAAGGUCACUGUAUUGUUAUACCUCAUGUAAGACAAUAGAUCCACUCUGUCUAUGGGGUCAUAAACAAAAGCAGCAAGGUAAGAACUGUGCAGGUGAUCAAAUGACCUGUCAAAAUGUGAAGGAUUGGUAGUGAUGAACCCAUAGACAAUUGUCCCUGACAUAUAUUGUUUCCACACCUUACGGUGCAGUGUGAAGUUUUUAGCUGCAUUUAGUUGAACAGACUUGGUUAAAAAAAAGAAUAUUUAUGGAUUUAAAGAUAAGUGUGAUUAGUGUAUGAUCACACGCGUGUAAAAAGCCUUUUGUUAACUUAAAUUUAACCUUUUUUUGUAUACAUGGUUCCCUCUAUUGGAGGUCACCAUUUUGCCCCUCCAUAUCUCCUCUUCUCAAACUCUGUUUCGACAAACUAGUAACAUACACGUUUUUUUAUCUUGUAAGUUUCCAUGUUUACUGAUUUGAAGACAUGGAAGAGAAGAGUGGCUGUGUUGCACAACAGAAUAUGUGUGGAAAGAUGUUUUUGACAGUGAAAAUUUGUCAAAUGGAGGAUCAUACCUCUGAUCCAUCGCAGGAGCUUCUUGACCUUGACAGCCAUUGUCACUUCAUCUAUGGGAGCGGUGAGCAGAGGAGGUUUUGAUACUUUCCAUUUCUGCCCAUUUUAUCUUUAAAGGCAACCACAGGUCAUUCUUACUAUUUUGUAUUUCAUUUUUGUCAGUGGAAGUGUCUUGUAGCACUUCUAUUUUUUAAGUAUUUUUUUAAACAAUCUGAAUUUGUUGCUCAAGAUAAAAUUUUUUAGAUGUUACCAAAACUAUAUGAUAAUGUGUAGCAGAGGCUGAAGGUCUUGUAUCAUUUUUUAAGCUUGCAAAGUUGCAUGUCAUUAUAUCAGUUAACAUGGCUUUAAGAUCCUAGUCUAAGACAGAUGGCAUUUGUUUUUAUGAUUUAUUUAUUGAUAAAAGUUUUAAGUAUACAAAUUGUAACAUUAGUCUAGCAACACAGUGAAGUCUAAUUUAACAGAAACAUGGUAGGAAAUACAGAACAAAGGUGAUUUAUAGUGUCUUCCACCUCAACAAUAAGGACAUGAAGGCUUGGACAGAAACAACAAGAGAGGGGAUAAGCAAGUAGAAGGUAUUUGAUUAUUCAGCACAGAGCACUGAGGGCCUGAGCAGGGUCAGACAGAAGGGAGCCAGGAGCCAAAUCUAACAAGAUAACACUCACUGCUGUAAAAGUAAAAGUGAAAGUGAAAGUCCUCUGCCUGGAUGAAGGUUAAAGAGGCCUCUUGUGAUGGAACUGCACUGCAUAUGGAUUAAGCUCAUGAUAACAGAAUAUUAUCUGGAUGCAUUCAAGUGUCUUUCGCUUCAUUGCUUUGUUUUAUAGCCUGGAACUGAACUUUGUGUUUCAGUCUCAGCGCUCUCAUCAGAUCUGUACUUUACACACAGUGGCAGCUAUAUUUCUAGCUAAAAUGUGUGAGUAAGCCCACCUGCCUGCUACUGAAGAGCUGCAGUUGGUGAACAUGAGCAGCUAAUAUUACUCUCAAAGCCUACCAGGAACUAAAAUAUUAAAGUAGAAUAAAUAUACCUCCAUGUUUGGGGUGGUUUUGAAGUCUUGAGGACACUACCAUUCACAAAACUGUGGACAUGCUCAAUCAUUGUAUGUUAUAAAUCUGUUUUCCUGUUGUUGUAUGUGCUCCAGGUGAUAGUGGAGAAGGUCUCCGGCUCUCAGAUAGUGGACAUCGACAAGAGAAAGUACUUGGUGCCCUCUGACAUCACAGUGGCCCAGUUCAUGUGGAUCAUCAGGAAACGCAUCCAGCUGCCUUCAGAGAAAGCCAUUUUCCUCUUUGUGGACAAAACCGUCCCCCAGUCCAGGUAAGAGCAAAACACACAUAUGACUCAGUCUGCAGACUGCAAUGUGUGCAUUUGUAAAACAGAACUGCUAAAGGUGGGUGUUGGGUCUGUUAUUAAAAGCCAUAGUCUGAUUUUCUUCUCGCGUGUAUACGAUGUAAAGUGUUUUUAUGUGUCCAUCAGUAUUACUAGAGAGCAGAAAUGUAUGACUUGUUGUGCUGGUAACCUGUCACUCUGUGAAAGACGAGGGAGCCCCUCCUUAGCUCUCAGUUUUCGCCGUUUAGAAAACCCUAUUUUCUGUCUAAACACACAGCUUUUGACAUGCUAAUGUGGAGCAUACAUGUCGUUUAUCGCAGGAAUCUGACCUGCUUCCCAGAGCUUUGUAUCCUGUUGUGCCUCUGGUGUUAACAGUGACCUACAGGUUGCUGUUCUUUGACCUGAGCAACAAAGCUUUCAUUAAUCAAUACUUAAUCAUUCAAAGCAAUGUUUGCCACUGUGAAAGCGCCUCGAAAACAAAAAUCAAACACCCACAGGUUAUCAUCACCGUUGUGUGAUUAUAGCAUUUUAGCGAUUUGUAAGGAAACAGGACACAACAGCGUGAGCAUCUGAUGUGACAAAACACUUACCGGCACACAUUGUUUUCUCACCUAUUACAUUGUUCUCUUGCUGCUCCCGUUAAAACAGUGAUUGAUGUGCGUUUUGGUGCGGCUCCGGUGGCAGAUUUUCUAAUUGUCUCUGAAAAUGAGAGAAAUAGCUAAACAUCUAAGCUAAAAGCAAAACUAAACUGGAAAAACUUUCACUGUUUUGGAAAAUUAGUCUGACUUUCUCUAAAUUUCGUAUCAGAAUUCAGGGCUGUCCAUGCAUCUGUUAAUGGAUAACUCCUUGAGCUAAAUCUUCAUGUUAUUAAGGGGGUCCAAAGAACAGAACAGGUGUAGUCGUCUGAAAGGGAUAAGUUAUCUAAAGGAUCAAUCAAAUAGUGGCUGUAAUUUAUGGACAGUAGUAUUAAGAGUAAACUCUAGAUGUACACUAGACACACUAAAAUCCCAUCACAGAGUAGUAUCUGGCUGUGGGCUGGAUGAUGUUGGGUGAAACGUUGAAACUGUGGAGGCGGAAACUUCCAAUAAUGUAAGAAAUGAAAUGUUCAACCAGCAAAUAUUAGGAGGUCAAAGGUCACAGCCUCAGUGCUCUGGUAUUAUUACUGUUAAAAACACUAAGCAUGUAGGAGAGGAGUGAUAGAGUGGGAAAUCAAUAACUGCACCCUCCACAGGGGUUUAAUGGUGCUGUUUCUCAGUGUACAUGCCAGCAGAAUGGUUUCUUGUGCUCAAAGGUUAGUCGUUAAACUCUGACUCAGACCACGGGUUUCGAUGUGUGUGUUGGGCAUUGUCGGGAGAAUGUGAUGAUGAAUGGGACUCUGUGGCUAAAACUAUAAAUGGCAGCCUAAUUGGGAACAAGUCCAACACCAUUCACAUUGGCAUUAUAUAUUAUCUGGUCUGUAUGAUGACCAAGAAGGUGUAACUUUUGAGCUGUAUCUCCUGGCACCACUGUUGACUCCACUUGAGAUAUACCAGUUGACUUGUCACUGAAAAUGUCCUGGAAAGGUCCUCGAAAAUGAUCCCCAGAAAAGAGUGGGAACUCGGUCCAUUAGUCCUGUCUCCUUGUUCAUCUGUUUACACUGACGGUGCCUUAGCUGUAGGCUUAACUAGCAUCCCCCCUCUCUAUUCCAUCUUUGGUCCUUUCAUACAAAAACAGCCAAGUGGAACAAAGAUGGAAAAUCUCUGACCUGAACCUUCUGGUGAGGUUCACAUCUGAAAGUGGACUUGACCGCUUCUACUUGAGAAGUCCAGCCCUUGUUUUUGCAUAAUUUCUAAAAUGUUAUUGAUGUUAGAAAUGUUGUUGGGCUGGGCGAUAUGGCCUCAAAUCAAUAUCACGAUAUAAUGAGCAGUUCACUUCGAUAACGAUAAAUGGACGAUAACUACUUCACAAGCUGCUGACCCCCUCCCACAUUAACUUGCCGCUCUUGCCACUACAACUUUUAAACCGCCCUCCAUCUCCUCACCUGUUUUACUCUCUUUGUUACGGACUGGAUGGGGUGGAGUCAUGUCUCUGACGUAGUAUAGCAUCUUAAAGGAUCAUGAGACCAUAGCCUACCUACACACAUCCAAAACACACUUUUAUUUUUUCUAAUUUUUAUGACACUGAAUAUAUUGACAUGGGCAAAAUGACGUCGGUUAUUGUAGUAAAUUUCACUAUCUGUAAAUUUUCCAUUUAUCGCCCAGCCCUAAAAUGUUGUACUUUGUUUUGUGUGUGAUCUACUAACUGGGCUCUGUUCUGUGCUGUGUUGCAGUUUGACUAUGGGCCAGCUGUACGAUAAGGAGAAGGACGAGGACGGCUUUCUGUAUGUAGCCUACAGCGGGGAAAACACUUUUGGUUUCAAGGCCUUUUGUACAACAAAGGGUUAAUACCUCACAGAUGACUACACACGCACACACAAACACACACACAUGCACGCACACACACACAAACACAUACACUGACACAGCAGGACCCAUAAAAUACUGGUGCAUAAUGUCUCAGAUAUGGUCUUCAGGUGUGUUCCUACUAAUACGCUUACACACUUGGCUCUGUCAUUUCUGGUCAGUUUUUGAUACCAAACAGUCCACAUUCAAGGUGAAAAUCAACAACAUAAAAAUGCAACAAUAAACAAGCUUGUUUUAAUCAGCUGGUCAGGCUCAGAUGAUCAUGUUUGAUUAUAUCUUGAUUGCUGUUUCAAGUUAAGUUGGGGAGAGAGUAAUCUUAAACACUGCCGUUAACUAAAGAUAACAAUCACCACACACUCAAGCCACGUCAGACAUCGUUGAUUUUCAAGUAUUCAGUAAUAGCCUCUAAAAGAGACGCGAGCCAAUCGUCACUCUAUCAUGCUACAUGUUCCUUUAGUCCCGCUUGUUGUCACAGUUAUUGGUGUUCAGCUGAGGAGAGGAAGAAAUCCUAUAAUCAUGUAAAUAGAAUCAUUAACCAUGUUAUGGAUGUAUAUGUGUGUGUCAUCUUAUCAUGUAUAACAACUUGACUAUGUAACUUUAUUCCACAGGAUCACUUUAGUUGCUACGAUAGGCAAAGAAGUUGCUAUGAGUGUAUCAAAGAAGGAAGCUCAUGCUUUGCUGUGUGUUCACACUCAACAUCUUUCCUUCGACGUCUCGCUCAGGGUCAAAGUUCACAUGCUGUUGUCAAAAGGUGAAAAUCCCACAAACACUAGAAAUAUAGCAAAUCAUUAUUUUACCACUUUGCAACUGAAAAACAACAAAUGAAAAAAAUCAGUGUUUAGACCCGAUUCAAACAAGGUUGGCAUGAAUUUGGACGACCUGUUGUCUCACAGUAUCUAGAUUUUUCCCUUUCCUUUUUUCUACUGCUAAUCAAUAAGUCGAUUUAAUGAUGAAGGCGACCUGGAUCCCCACAUUUCGUACCUUUUCAACACAUCAACAUCUGAGCUUCCCAAUCUGAGCCUGACGUCCCAGGAAAGUGGAAGCUGUGUGUUUGUGGUGAACUGUGACAGUGAGUGAUGGUCGCUGUGCUGUCAGCUGAUGAGUAGGCAGAGGACAGAGGACAGGGUCAGUGGCCAGCACCAGUGCUUCCCAGCCUGGCUUUUAUUUGCACAUUUGGUUGGAUGUAGAUGUCGGCACCAUCCAGGACUCAAACUGCAGGUCAGGCACGUCAGUGAAACUCCAAAGACGCCAACUCUUUACUUGUGGUCGUUUGUGUUUCCCUUAACUUAUUCACCCAGAUGUUUUACUUCAGCUAGAAGAUCUCAUUUCAGUUCAAUUUCCUGCAUUUUCAGUCAUGUCUUUUUCAAACUCAAAUUCAAGCUCAAAACCUCCCUCCACAGUUUUCUCCACAGCUCAUGAGAGAAAAUAACAGCCCAAAACAAACUUCAACGAAAUAGAGUGAUGUUGGUCAGCCCAGGAAGAUAAACAGAAAAGUGGUUUCUCUCAAAGAAGUGUUAGACAUCCACUAGAUGUUGUAGUGCACAAGAACAGACACACAUACAGGUUAUAAAAUGUGUGUGACGAACGUUGAAUUUGAGAGGACAUCGUUAUGUUUUCUCCAAUUCUGGUUUUGGGAAUGUUAAAUACAAUUACACCUUUACCGACUGGGAUAUAGGACCAACUUCAUCUGGAAAAAGGGGCGUUAUGAAACUAUUCCAAAUUGGAAUUGGAACUUUUACAAAUUUUGAUAACCAAAGAAGAGUCAGAGGUUCUGAUUUUAAAUACUGAAGUGCAUCAGUCUGUGCCUGGUCUGUUUUAUCUUCUUGUACAUCAAGUAAAAGACUAAUUCUGCCUAUCAGGGCAUAUAAACCUUAGAUGUCAAACAUGAGUUGCGUUUUUAGAUUUAGAUGACACCUUAAAAACUGUAUCACUACAAAGCUUUGUUAUUAAGUUUAAUAGUUAUUAAGUUUGUAAUUCCUCAGGAGACUGUGGAAAUUUUAUAAAACUGCUAAUACACUGUGAGUAUUUUCAUCAGUGGGUUACCAGCAGGUACAUGUCAAAAACACCACAAAUGUUUUAUUUCCUUCUGUCAUAGUCGUUACAUUGAUACCAGAGAUACUCUCAUUGAAAAGAAGGAAGUUUGAUUGAGUAGGAAACAUUGGUUUUUAAAAAGUGCUUUCCCAUGAUUAUAAACAUAUUAAAUAUUCUGAUAAUGAGGCUCUGUGUUAGGGAGGAACAUGCGCACACACGCAGCCCUGCAAUGUAACGCCUCAAACACUUCAAGUUAAGAGUUGCUUGGUCUUUGGCCCUGCAGGUUUCUGAGUUGUUAGCACCACUUGUAAUCUUUUCACUCUGAUGAAUCUGAAGCUGACAUUUUGGCUGCAGCUGUAGCUUUUGGUGCUGAAUCAGAGGAAGACAUCUGGUGGAUUUCCACCCUUUACUUGAUCGAUCAAAGUAUUCAUGUCUGUGCACCGCAAAGCUGGAUCAGGCUUUUAAUAUGCUAUGUAGAUGUGUAAAAUACAGAUGGAAUGCUAUCAUAUUCAGUAUUGUUUUCUGUCAUCAGUGUUGUAUGAUUGAUAAACAUAUCUUAUAGCAAUUUUAGAUAUCUGAAAAGGAAAGGUAGCUGGAAGACCUGACCAAUAAAAAUGAGUUUAAAAUGAACUAAAA